Messenger RNA from Musa acuminata AAA Group (dessert banana), 2272 nucleotides. RefSeq names its product nucleobase-ascorbate transporter 6-like. Gene Ontology annotation, biological process: transmembrane transport. Gene Ontology annotation, cellular component: membrane. The transcript has 15 exons. NCBI's taxonomy places the organism in Eukaryota, Viridiplantae, Streptophyta, Magnoliopsida, Zingiberales, Musaceae. The record is from RefSeq and is a predicted model, not a curated record. Gene Ontology annotation, molecular function: transmembrane transporter activity. The coding region runs from base 320 to 2050 and encodes 576 amino acids.
CUGACUCAUCUUAUACUGAUGAAUAAGAUGAAAAGAAAAUAGGACAUGGAAAGAGAGAAAGAGGUUUACAGAAGAGUCCACCGAUCACAGGAGAGAGAGUUUAAGAGAAAGAUUGUAUAUAUUGGCAGCAUUGGUGCAUGUGGAAGUGUGUGCGUUUGUGGCAGCUUUAUUGGACAACGGGGAGACAUCCAGUCACUGCUUUUCUUUGGUGUGUGGAAAAUUUGUACGCUUGGGAGAACUUUGGAGUGACACUGUAGUGUGGGUUUUGGACACUGUUUUCCUUGUUUCCUGAUCCUUCUUGGAUUGAGUUUGGAUUUUGAUGCUUGAGACGUCAGAGAUCUUCGGCUCUUUGGGUGGCUUCUUGCUUUCAAGUUUUAGUAGAUUUUCUUGCAGGAGUUGGUUUCCGAGGAGGAGGAGGAGGAGGAGGAGAAGAGAGGUGAUGGCCGGACGUGGUGGUGGAGGAGCUGCGCCUGCGCCCAAACAGGACGAGCUGCAGCCCCACCCAGUGAAGGAUCAGUUGCCCAAUGUUUCCUACUGCAUCACCAGCCCUCCUCCCUGGCCUGAGGCCAUACUACUUGGUUUCCAACAUUUCCUAGUUAUGCUAGGCACUACUGUGAUCAUCCCCACUGCACUUGUUCCUCAAAUGGGUGGAGGAAAUGAUGAGAAAGCCAGAGUAGUCCAGACAUUACUUUUUGUUGCUGGCAUCAACACUCUCUUCCAGACCUUGUUCGGCACACGCUUGCCGGCUGUGAUCGGAGGUUCAUACACCUUUGUUGCACCGAUGGUCUCUAUCGUCUUGGCCGGUCGUUACAGUGAUAUCGUGGAUCCUCAUGAGAAAUUUUUGCGUGUAAUGCGUGGAACACAGGGUGCCCUGAUCGUCGCUUCAACCCUUCAGAUCAUCGUUGGUUUCAGUGGUCUCUGGCGAAACGUUGCCAGAUUCUUAACUCCACUGGCAGCAGUUCCCCUGGUUGUGCUUGCUGGAUUUGGGCUUUAUGAGCUUGGUUUUCCCGGGGUCGCCAAAUGCAUUGAAAUUGGCUUUCCACAGAUUAUUCUUUUAGUCAUUUUCUCACAGUACAUUCCACAUGCUAUUCAUUCCGAGAAGCCUGUCUCUGAUCGAUUUGCUGUCAUAUUUUCGGUCACAAUUGUAUGGCUCUACGCAUACUUGCUUACGGUGGGAGGGGCAUAUAGACAUUCACCACUAAAGACACAACUACAUUGCCGUACAGAUCGUUCAGGACUCGUCAGUGGUGCCCCUUGGAUAAGAGUCCCAUAUCCUUUUCAAUGGGGUGCACCGACAUUUGAUGCUGGUGAAGCUUUUGCGAUGAUGGCUGCUUCAUUUGUUUCUCUUGUUGAGUCUACUGGUACUUUCAUUGCGAUUACACGAUAUGCCAGUGCAACACCGUUGCCUCCAUCAGUUCUCAGUCGUGGUAUUGGUUGGCAGGGAAUUGGUAUAUUGUUGGAUGGACUAUUUGGAACUGCUAAUGGAUCCUCAGUAUCAGUUGAAAAUGCUGGUUUGCUAGCUCUGACACGUGUCGGCAGUCGAAGGGUUGUGCAAAUAUCUGCACUAUUCAUGAUUUUCUUUUCCAUUCUUGGAAAAUUUGGAGCAAUUUUUGCGUCAAUUCCUGCACCAAUUUUCGCAGCUCUGUAUUGUCUAUUCUUUGCAUACGUUGGUGCUGCAGGUCUUAGUUUCCUUCAGUUCUGCAAUCUUAACAGCUUCCGAACUAAGUUCAUCUUAGGGUUCUCUGUUUUUAUGGGUCUGUCGAUUCCCCAGUACUUCAAUGAGUACACUUCUGUUGCUGGCUAUGGUCCAGUUCACACCAAAGCAAGAUGGUUUAAUGAUAUCAUCAACGUAACAUUCUCUUCAAAGCCAUUUGUUGCGGGCUUGGUGGCGUUUUUCCUGGACAAUACCCUGAAUAGACAUGAUGAUGCCACCAAAAGGGACAGAGGCUAUCACUGGUGGAAGAGGUUCCAAAACUUCGAGGGAGAUUCAAGAAGUGGGGAAUUCUACUCGUUGCCAUUCGACCUCAACAGAUUUUUUCCAUCCGUAUGAGCUUCGAGGCUAGGCAUUCUUCAUAGCAUAUCUCAUCUUGUCAAUUCGGAGAGUCCUUUAAGCUAGGUCACAGUGUUUAUUACUUUGCUUUUUGGCCUAAAGAAAAAUCCAGAGGUUUAAAUCCAAAUGGAUUUAUCUUUUACGACUUUCUUUUAGUAUAUGUUUGAUUUGUGUAUGUGGUGGUGAUGUGCAUAAUCUCAGAAAUGCUUUCCCUUUUCUCUC